Messenger RNA from Dermacentor albipictus, 5146 nucleotides. RefSeq names its product phospholipid-transporting ATPase ABCA3-like. Lineage: Eukaryota; Metazoa; Arthropoda; Arachnida; Ixodida; Ixodidae. Gene Ontology annotation, biological process: transmembrane transport; lipid transport. Gene Ontology annotation, cellular component: membrane; intracellular membrane-bounded organelle. The record is from RefSeq and is a predicted model, not a curated record. Gene Ontology annotation, molecular function: ATP hydrolysis activity; lipid carrier activity; ABC-type transporter activity.
GGCAUGACGUUUGUCUCUGCCCAGUAGCGCUCUCUUCCGCGUGGCGGCGCUAUCGUCUUCGCGCUUUCCGAAGAACAAAAACAGCGCGAGGCUCGCGAACCACACGAGCACGCCUGGCGCGAGAGCACAGCGGACCACAGGGACAGCUGAACCAGAAGCAGAAGCCCUGCGAACAUCCCAACUUCGUCUCAACGCUGGUUUCAUCAGAGACUGCGCGCGGUAAUCCUUGAGGACAGCAAUCAAUUCGCUCUAACGACAGCCUCGACCGACCGCGUCGCCGACUUCACCAUGCCGUUCAUGACGCAUCUGUUUCUGAUCUUCUGGAAGAACGUCUACAUGAUCCAGAUCCGGCGCCACUACUUCAUGACCAUGAUCGAGAUCAUCGUUCCCGUCAUCAUGGGCUACAUGUUCAGCUACGGCGGCCUCAUCGGCCACUCGCACAAGAACGCCACCGAGGCCAUCUACGGCACCACGUCGGCCCUGGCACACGGGGCGCACGGCAUCUUGCAUACCGACGAGGUGGACACUUGGGACGGCGAUGAGUUGUCCAGCGAUGCCGUGUUACAGUUUCUGAAUAAGACGGUGCCAUUCCGCUGGGCGCUGGCUCCUAAGAAGGGCAAGGGCAAAAAGAAGAAGAAGAAGAAGCACGAGCUGACGCCCGAGCAGAUAAAGAAGAAAGAGGCCUACACGGAGAGCGUAGCCAAAAACCCGGUGCGCCACACACUCGGCUGCUUGCCCACCGUGGUCGGCUUCCUGUUCAUGUUGCCCGUGUUCACCAAGAGGCUGUGCGAAGAGCUCACCUCGGGAGCAAAGGAGCUGAUGAGCAUCAACGGCCUGUCGGAGAGCGCCUACUGGCUGGGAAACCUGAUGGGCGCCUUCUUCGAGAUGUUUCUCGUGCAGACGCCGCUCAUCACGCUGUUUCGGUACGACCCUAUCAGCGGAGCGACCGGCCUGUGGACGCAGAGCGAAACCACGGUGCUCGUCGUGUUCUUCACCAUCUACUCGGCAGCCGCCUCGUGCUUCGCCAUCAUCAUCGCCAUCGUCAGCCCGAGGCCGAAUAUCGCGGCCAUCCUGACUUUCAUUGUGAUGGUGAUGACCCUCAUCCUGCCCAUUACCGUCCUGGCCGUAUCCGGAGCCACCCUCUUGGACAGGAAAGAUGCGGCGAACCCUUACAACUUAAUCUACCAGGCGAUGUGCCUGUUGCCGAACGUUGGCUUCGCCUACGGCAUCACCCUCAUCUGCGAGAGCGAAGAACUGGGAGAGGGCAUCACGUGGAAGAACUUCGCGUCGCACAGGACCUUCCACCAGCUGUCCCUUCGCAAGAUAUCCAUCGCCUUGCUCACGUCGUGCUCCGUGAGCUUGGCCCUGGCCUGGUACCUGAAGAACGUCUGGCCCUUCGGCUACAGCUUCCCCAAGCCGUGGUGGUUUAUCGUGAUGCCCAAGUACUGGGGUAUCUAUGGAAGCGCCGGCAUCUCGGCGGCAGACGCCAAGGUGAUUAAGGAGGACCCCAACCUGUUCGAGCCCGUGGCCGACACGUUGGAGCCAAUCAUUAUCAUUUACAAGUUUAAUAAGACUUUCGGGCCAGUCAUAUGUCGUACAGACAUCUUGAAAGGCAUCACCUUCAAGAUCUUCCAGGGCCACAUAACAUCCCUCCUCGGAAGGAACGGUGCCGGCAAAUCGACUCUCCUCAGAGCAAUCGUUGGGGCGGUGAAACCGGACAGCGGUACGUGCUUUGUGAACGGCAUGGACGUACGCAAACAGAAGAAAGCGGUGCGGCAGGCGGUCGGCUACUGUCCGCAGCAUUUCGCACUUUACCGCGAGAUGACCGUCGAGGAAAACCUCUGGCUAUUUGGCAGGAUCCGUGGGAUGAGUGACACUCAGACCGUGGACUCCCUGCAGCUGAUCGUGAUGUCAUUACAGAUGCAGGACUACAAGGAGAAGCUCGUUAGACGCCUCAACACCGGCCAGAAACGGAAGCUGCAGCUUGGAAUUGCUCUUAUCGGUGAACCACAGAUGCUGCUGCUGGACGAGCCGACCGUAGGCUGCGACACGGAGGCGCGCAACGCUCUGUGGCAUGCUAUCCUGAAGAACCGCGCCCAGCGGGGCAUCUUGCUUGCCACCAACUCCAUCGAGGAGGCCGACAUCCUCGGGGAUCGCUCCGCCAUCAUCUCCACGGGGAGUGUGCGGUGUUGCGGCUCAUCCAUCUUCCUGCGGAGGAAGUACGGAAUCGGCUAUCGGCUGCACAUGACGACGACCGAGAUGCCGAACGUGAAGCACAUCAUCGGCUUCAUCAAGACCGUUGUCGAGAGCGCCGAGGUGUUCCUCGAACGCCGAGGCUUCCUUGUUUUCUCUCUCGGCAACCCUGAGCACACGAAGCUGGUCAAGCUCAUGCAGGGUAUUGAGACAAACAAGCGCAGCCUGGGCAUCUUCACGAUGGGCCUGGCCGCCACCUCGCUCGAAGACGUCUUACUCAAGGUGGACGAAGAGAACGUGGGCAUGGAGACGGAUGAGUCGAGCGACCCCGAGAGCAGCGGAAUAAAUGCCGAGACCGCAAGUACCAAGUCUAAGGAUGCUUCACAGAUCAGCCUUGGCAAGGACGAAGAACUCUAUAAGCGGGACUUCGUUCCAGUGACGGGCUUUCGUCUGUGGCGACUCCAGUUUUGGGCACUCAUGUGCAAGAAGAUGAGCUAUUGCAAGCGCAGCUACCUGGCCAUCCCACUGCUCGUGACCACCAUCUUCGUGACGGCGCUCAUACGCACGCUGUCCUACUAUCUCUUCCACUUUGACCAGGCCAAGUACGUCCAGCUCCACAAGCAAGCGAUAUCGCCGACUGCCACCGAGAUUGCCCUUCUUCAGAAGGAACCAGCCUUCAAGGAAUUGUACUACAUGAUCCGCGAAAGCCCCAAGGCGCCGCUCUUCAAGUUCGACAUCCAGAAGGUGUCGGACAGCGUGGUCGACCCAGUGUUCACGGUGGUGCUGAUCGCCCGCAUCGUCGACUCGCUCACCAUCCCGCUCCUUCUGUCGCUGCUGGCCGCCGCCUACGUCUUCCUGCCCACCGAGGAGACGUUCACCAAGGCCAAGGCCAUUCAGCUCAUGACCGGCAUCACGGCGACUCGCUACUGGUUCAUGAGUUUCUUCAUCGACAUGGCGUCCUACACGAUCGCGUGCAUCAUCGCCUUGCUGCCGCUCUUCAUCAUCGAUCCCUGGGGACUCACCAAAAAGGCCAACAUCAUACUGUCAACGUACCUCGGUCUGUUCUGCUUCUUCGGUAUGGCCUUCAUCCCCACCUGCUACGUGACUUCGUUCUUCGUGGAGACAUCAGCGGUGGCAUACUUUGGCCUCAUCGUUGAGAGCUUCAUUACAGGCACGGUGACUAGCAUCGUGCUGUUCCUGUUCGACAACAGCGUGGUCCUGGAACUCAAGGAGAAGUCGCGCUUCCACCGCGUCUUGGGCAAGCUGGAACUUCCGCUGCGCGUAGUGCCAAACUUCGCCGUGAACCGCGGAGUGGGCAACGUCAACAAGCGGCUCUUGGGACAGCUGGUGUGCUGCAACUUGCCCAUCGACCUGCUCGCCAUGCUCUGCAACCACGAGUCGAGACAGUUCGGCACGACGCGCUUCACGCCCAACGAGACCGAGUACUGGGACCGCAUGGUCGAAGGCUGCCCCGGUUCGUGCCAAAUCUACGACCUGCUCAAGGGGGGCCAGGAGUGCGUGGUGAGCGCGACGCAGACGGACGAAGAGCGACGCGAGUUCCGCAUCGACCUGCUCAUCAUGUUCAUCACGGGCUUCGUCCUUCUUCUCGUGUGCGUCUUCCUGGACGCCAAGCUCCAGUCGCGCACGAAGUCCAGCGAACUCCUGUCGCGCGAGGAACUGCGCGCCAAGAAGCUGCAGAUGAAGCACGUCGACCCCACCAUCCUGGAGGAGCGCGAGCGGGUCGAAGCCCUGGUCGACGCCAUGACGCACGGCGAGGAAGAAGGCCUGCUCGGACUGCUCGUGCACAAACUCGGGAAGACGUACAGAGAGGUGUCGGUGAUCGGCCAGCUGAGUUUCACGGUGCAGCCGGGCGAGAUAUUCGGCGUGCUCGGCUUGCAGCAGUCUGGCCGUAGCACGGUGCUAGCCAUCCUGGCCGGUGACCGGGAGCUUGGUCGCGGGAACGCCUACAUCGAGGGCUGGGGAAUCCGGCGCAACCCCAAGCAGUACCUGAAGCGGGUCGGCUACUGCCCCGAAGAGGACCCUCUCAUCUUCAAGCUCACUGGGCGCGAGAUGCUGGUGCUGAUUGCGCGGCUGCGCGGCCUAACGGCUCACGUGAUGCACAAGGAGAUCCACUACAUCCUGCACCAGGUCGGCCUCAUGCGCCACUCCAAGCACCUGACCGUCGACUACGGUUCGGGAGCCCGCCGCAAGAUGUCGCUGGCCAUGAGCCUGGUUGGAGACCCGGCGCUGGUCAUCCUAGACGAGUGCACAUCCGGCGUGGACCCCAUAUCACGUGGCCGCCUGUUCCGCGCAAUCACGCGCAUCCAGCGGUCCAGCGGCAUGGCAGUGCUCUUCACGUCGCACUGCAUGCGCGAGUGCGACCAGCUGUGCACCCGCGUCGGCAUCCUGUCGGGCGGCGACUUCACCCGAGUGGGCGACACGGUGGCCCUGAAGCAGUCGGCCACGCAGGGAUGCACCAUCGUAGUGAAGCUGACCGUGGCCCAGAGCACGCAGGAAGGCUCCAUCAAGGAGAUCAACCGGGGCAUCAAGCGGGAGUUCCCAAACUCGGUCAUUGCCGAGAAGCGAGAGGACCAGAUGCGCUACCGGCUCAAGCCGAACAUGGACUACCCGCUUAUCUGGAGCGAGGUGGUCUCCAAGCUGCACAAGCUCCAGGAAGAAAUCAAGUUCGAGGACUUCCUGGUCAACGACACCUCGCUCGGGGAGGUGUUCAUCGGCUUCGCGCGCGAGCGAAAGAUGGUGGACUUCGGCGACAACCAGAUUCGCUACUACGAAAAGGACGCGCCGCCGGGAAUCGCCACCGUACCGAUCGUGGCGUAGCGCGCACGAUAAUUAAACGCCAACCUGCUAUAGCUGGGGAGCGCACGUCAUCAGUGACGUUUCUGUGACCUCAUUGAUUAUCACACUUUCUUUACUGCUGAUGCUAAACAGCGUA